Messenger RNA from Lottia gigantea (owl limpet), 411 nucleotides. RefSeq lists its product as hypothetical. The transcript is spliced from 3 exons. Lineage: Eukaryota; Metazoa; Mollusca; Gastropoda; Lottiidae. The record is from RefSeq and is a predicted model, not a curated record. Bases 1 to 411 code for a protein of 136 amino acids.
AUGAUGAAUAUUAAUUUAGGUAAACCAGAUAUUAAAUGGUUGAGAAAUGGUGUGGAAAUAAAAAGCUCAGAAGAUUUUAGAUAUGAAAAUGCUGGUGCUGUUUAUAAACUUGUCAUUGCUGAAGUUUUCCCUGAGGACAGUGGAACAUACAUGGUAUUUGCUUCUACAGCUGCUGGUAAAGCAAUAAGUGCAUGUACAGUGCAAGUAACAGAUGAAGAUUCGAAAGCCCCAAUAAUUACAAGUUUUCCACAAUCUGCAAAUGUAGAAGAAGGCAAUUCAAUCAAAUUACUGUGUUCAGUAUCCUCGCAAGAUGGAGUUAAAGGGUUCAUCCUUGGGUGUAUACGAACACUCACACCAAGUUUUCUCAAAAUCCGACCAGAAUUGUGCCUUGUAGAGUGUUUACGAGCUUAA